Alternaria rosae is the source of this 2156-nucleotide messenger RNA. RefSeq names its product Elongator subunit Iki1-domain-containing protein. The record is from RefSeq and is a predicted model, not a curated record. The coding region runs from base 494 to 1813 and encodes 439 amino acids. Gene Ontology annotation, molecular function: tRNA binding. The transcript has a single exon. Gene Ontology annotation, cellular component: elongator holoenzyme complex; nucleus; cytosol. Lineage: Eukaryota; Fungi; Ascomycota; Dothideomycetes; Pleosporales; Pleosporaceae. Gene Ontology annotation, biological process: tRNA wobble uridine modification.
CAGACCGAGCAGGUGGGGCGUUGUGGAACACCGCCGCUAGUCGCUUGGUCACCUUAGCGCGGACGAAAAUGACUGAACGACAUCAACCACCAUCACGACUCCGCCAAGACUUUGAGAUAUUGCGCGUUCUAAAGUCAAGCCCCACGGAGUCUUGAAGCGGUAUAAUUAGGGUUGCCAGAGAUCUCCUUUCUGCUGUCCUUCCGCAGUACGAUCCCAAUCUGCUUUCUGUACUACUAAAAAAACUACCCUUUCACCUUCACUUCAGGUAUGUCAAGUCAGUCGUCAUCGGCUGGUCAUGAACCAGCCUCCUUGAUUAAAAAGUCUUCUCGUUACUCCCAGCCCCUUACCGCACAGAUGAAGCAAAGUCUUCAGCUUCUUCAGUCUCAAAUCUUCUCUCCAACCUACGCUCCACUACUACACUCCAUUCUUACAACCCAAUCAAUUCCCCGAAAGCACAUCUUUCCAUACAUUCAAAAACCAAAUUAUCUACACUAUGAGUCUAGUACUAGAUCAGUUCACGAACCACUGGACUGACAUGCUUCCGGACUACAGAAGCCAGAUCACCUACACUGCGCCUUCAGACGGCCUCGUUGAGUUCGAUCCGGCAAAGUGGUUGGAGAAAGCCCAAGAAGAGAUACGGAUUGAAGAGGAGCGCUGGCUCACUAGUUCCUUUGAUAUCGACGAGCCUGCUCCGAGAAAGGUUAAGAUCCGAGCUAGAGACUCCGCGCAGUGGAUCAAGAAAGACAACCGCAACUUCACUGGCCGUCGCAAGCGUAGGCGUGAGCUCCCUGUUCCCCGCGCCUUCAACAAGCCAUUCUCCCUCAUGCAGCACCAACGCCAUUCCAUCCACCUCAUGGGCAGGGUCCUCAACGUCCGCACCAAUGGAUCACCCUUCACGCUCGUCCUCGAUGACCUCAACCAGCGCGCCGACAUCUUCGUUGGCGAGAUCACCCGCCGCGCACUCUCUCGCAAUGUCAAUGUCGUCUUCGUCACUUUCGAGUCUUCUCAGGCCGUGGCACCCAUCCGCACCGUCCAGGGCUUCGGCAUGACUAGCGAUGAGAUCUUGACGGCCCUGCGCAAAGCCAUGGACGAUGCGAAAGAGAGCAUUGUCGUCAUCGACAACCUCCAUGAGCUCCUCUACCAUUACGGCGUCGACAUGACCGCGCUCUUCCAGCUCGUCGUCCAUAAGUACGCUUCCACUCUCGUCGGUAUCUACCACCAAGAUCUGCUCGACAACCCAACAGAGUCACCGUACGCCCCACAGCCCCUGCAGCUGAUCAAGUAUAUGGCCACCUCCAUCAUUACCUGCAAGUCCUUCGCCCACUGCCUCGCCGCCAAGGCCGCCGCAGAGCGCAGCCUACCAGAGCCCACCUGGGGCAUGCUGGAAGCCGCCGAAGGAAUCAUCCAAGACCUCGACGCCAACGACAACCGCGGCAUCGUCAUGGAAGCAGAGUUCCGACGCAAGUCCGGUAAGCCAGAAGGCGAGACCUACUUCCUCCGCGCGCCUCGCCCGGAGGACUUCCACGAGCCCAUGCCCGGCGUCCCCAACGGCACCCUCAAGCAGGAGUACGUCACUCUCCUUGACAUGCAGCCCGCAUACGCCGGCAAAGUGUCCGGCCUCUUCCAAGAUGCAGCCGAGAACCCCAACUCUACCUUCAACCUCGCCCUCACCGAGAAGCAAAAGCAGGCCCGUGAGGAGGUCGUUCUGCCUUACUUUGAUGCGCAGAAGGGUGAGGGUGCUGGCGAGGGUGGUCGCAUCUUGUACGACAUGGGCUCUGAGGAUGACUUUGACGAGGAGGAGGAUGAGAUCUGAGGUAGCUUGGUAUGUCUUUGGUUAGAUGCAUCGGCGCUGGUCGCAGGUUUGAGUUGAGCUUCUGAGAUACCCUGUCUGGUAGGGCGACGGCGUUACGGCAAUCAUUGAUGGGAUGAGGACAUGUGCGAGGCGCAGGCGAUAAGAUAUGAGCAGACUGAGAGAAAGGUCUUGCCUUGGGUUGGGAUACGGUCUCAAGGACGGAUGGUUUUGCGUCUUCCCAAGAUGUAGCAGUCGUAUGUCACAGAUAACAUGACAAAAGCCAUUGUUUUCGCGCUUGCCUGACAUGAGUGAAGUGAUACUCGGCCUACUGACCUAGCUUUUCGCCCUCCAUGUAGCGUGAUUG